CCCGCCCCUCCCGGUGCGGAUGGCCGGAGCCGGCGAUCAUGGUCGCCACCUGCUUUCCUAGCCAAGGUUCCGCUGCCCUGGCAGGGUUGCUGCUCUUGUCCUUCGGCAGCUGGGCCGCUAGUCAGAUCGAGGAUCAAGCAGAACAGUUCUUUAGAAGUGGCCAUACAAACAACUGGGCGGUUUUGGUGUGUACAUCACGAUUCUGGUUUAAUUAUCGGCAUGUUGCAAAUACUCUUUCUGUUUAUAGAAGUGUCAAGAGGCUAGGUAUUCCUGACAGUCACAUUGUUCUGAUGCUUGCAGAUGAUAUGGCAUGCAACCCUAGAAAUCCCAAGCCAGCUACAGUGUUUAGUCACAAGAAUAUGGAACUCAAUGUGUAUGGAGAUGAUGUGGAAGUGGAUUAUAGAAGUUAUGAGGUAACUGUGGAGAAUUUUUUACGGGUAUUAACUGGGAGGAUCCCACCUAGUACUCCUCGGUCAAAACGACUUCUUUCUGAUGAUAGGAGCAAUAUUCUUAUUUAUAUGACAGGACAUGGUGGAAAUGGCUUCUUGAAAUUCCAAGAUUCUGAAGAAAUUACCAACAUAGAACUUGCAGAUGCCUUUGAACAAAUGUGGCAGAAAAGACGCUACAAUGAGCUACUGUUUAUUAUUGAUACUUGUCAAGGAGCAUCCAUGUAUGAACGAUUUUAUUCUCCUAACAUAAUGGCUUUAGCUAGUAGCCAAGUGGGAGAAGAUUCACUCUCGCACCAACCGGAUCCUGCAAUUGGAGUCCACCUUAUGGAUAGAUAUACAUUUUAUGUCUUGGAAUUUUUGGAAGAAAUUAAUCCAGCCAGCCAAACUAAUAUGAAUGACCUUUUUCAGGUAUGUCCCAAAAGUCUGUGUGUGUCUACUCCUGGACAUCGCAUUGAUCUUUUUCAGAGGGAUCCUAAAAAUGUUCUGAUAACUGAUUUCUUUGGAAGUGUACGGAAAGUGGAAAUUACAACAGAGACUAUUAGUUUGCAACGCAAUUUAGGAAUCAUGGAAAGCAGCUAUACGGAAGACCAAAUGGAUGAGGAACUAAUGGAACCUCUGAAAUAUGCUGAACAACUUCCUGUAGCUCAGAUAAUACACCAGAAACCAAAGCUGAAAGAUUGGCAUCCUCCUGGGGGUUUUAUUCUCGGGCUGUGGGCACUCAUUAUCAUGGUUUUCUUCAAAACCUAUGGAAUCAAGCAUAUGAAGUUCAUUUUCUAGAUGUGAUGAAAUAUGAAAAAGGCUGCAUGGAAGACUACAACCUCACAUACAAAUUUAUGUCAUUGUAUCUUUUUAAAAAUACAUUACUCUUGUGUUAAUUGAGCAAGAAGUAUAAGAAAACUGUAAAUUUGAGUGACCUAUUGAUUUUAUACCUUAAAGGAAAAAUAACUGUUAGUGCAAAUCACACUGAAUAUAUUUGUUUUUCAUUUUGUGUGUUAUUAAAAAAUGGGGCAAAGAGAUCAGAAUAUAAUCAUAGACUCUUGAAAAGAACAAUUUCCCCUUAUCCUUUAACGUAUAAAAGAAAAAAAAUGAAGACAUUAAAUUCUCAUCAGCAGAG
Molecule: messenger RNA, 1563 nt
Organism: Manis javanica (Malayan pangolin)
Lineage: Eukaryota; Metazoa; Chordata; Mammalia; Pholidota; Manidae
Gene: PIGK
Product: phosphatidylinositol glycan anchor biosynthesis class K
Biological process (GO): proteolysis; attachment of GPI anchor to protein
Cellular component (GO): GPI-anchor transamidase complex
Molecular function (GO): GPI-anchor transamidase activity
Source: RefSeq, a predicted model, not a curated record